Molecule: messenger RNA, 234 nt
Organism: Penicillium digitatum Pd1
Lineage: Eukaryota; Fungi; Ascomycota; Eurotiomycetes; Eurotiales; Aspergillaceae
Product: cytochrome c oxidase VIIc family protein
Biological process (GO): mitochondrial electron transport, cytochrome c to oxygen
Source: RefSeq, a predicted model, not a curated record
AUGUAUUCCUCCGCUAUCCGCGCCAGAAUGGCCACUUCCUUCGCUGCCCGUCGUGGCUUCUCCACCUCUCGCACCCAGCUUGCCAGCCCCUACCACUACCCUGAGGGUCCUCGCUCCAACAUCCCCUUCAACCCUCUCACCAAGUACUUCUUCUGGCGCUACUGGGGAUUCAUGAUUACCGGAUUCGGUGCUCCCUUCGCCAUCGCUGUCUGGCAAACCUACAAGACCAAAUAA